AUGGAAUUGCCUGCCCUGGAGAUUCUGAAGAAGAAUAGAAAUAAAUGUGUCAGGAUUAUCACUCUUAGCAGCAAAACAUAUCGAGGGGUGCUAGAGAAUUUUGAUAUGCAUGUAAAUACACAUCUCAAGGAAAGUUAUCUUCAGAUAGAUGGAGAGUCGGAGACCUACAUCGGUGAGGUUCUAAUAAACGGAGGGACAAUUGCAUGUUUUGAUAUUAUCUGA
Messenger RNA from Encephalitozoon intestinalis ATCC 50506, 222 nucleotides. Its product is annotated as putative Sm-like small nuclear ribonucleoprotein. Bases 1 to 222 code for a protein of 73 amino acids. The transcript has a single exon. Lineage: Eukaryota; Fungi; Microsporidia; Unikaryonidae. The record is from RefSeq and is a predicted model, not a curated record.